UUCCUUCCUUAAACUCUAUCUUUUCUCUCUCUCUAACCUCUUCUUCACUCACUUUACUCUCUCACUCCUCCAUUUUUCUCUCACUCUCUCUUUCUUCCUCAACUUCCACACCAAAUCCAAUGCCACCCAUUUCCUAAAACCCAAAACCCAGAAAAACAACACCACCAUGUCAUUCUACGACCCAUCUUUCUUCAACACUCAACUCUCCAAACAAACCUCAAUCUUCGGUCUCCACCUCUGGGUCAUCAUCGGAAUCCUCGUCGGUUCCUUCAUCGUCAUAACCCUCUUCCUCAUCUCCCUCUGUCUCACCUCCCGCCGCCGCAAAAACCACCACCACCACCACCACAAAACCAACCUCAACCUCAACCUCAACACCCUCACUCCUAUCGUCUCCAAGGAAAUUCAAGAGAUCAGACAAACCCCUCCGAAGCCUGAGAUCCAGGCCAUUGACAUGGUGAAACUGGAAAUUCACCGACAUGUGUCGACCAGUGGAGAGAGUAGAGGAACUUCUGGUAGUGUGUGUGAAACAGUGUCGUCUUCGCGUGGAAGUAUGGGACCGGAAGUUUCGCAUCUUGGGUGGGGGAGAUGGUAUACGCUUAGAGAACUUGAAGCUGCUACUAAUGGUUUGUGUGAAGAGAGUGUUAUUGGGGAAGGUGGUUAUGGGAUUGUUUACAAAGGUGUUCUAACUGAUGGUACCAGAAUUGCUGUUAAGAAUCUCUUGAAUAACAAAGGCCAAGCUGAGAGAGAAUUUAGAGUUGAGGUAGAAAUAAUCGGUCGUGUGCGGCACAAGAAUCUUGUUAGGUUGCUUGGAUACUGUGUUGAGGGGGCACACAGGAUGCUUGUGUAUGAAUAUGUUGACAACGGCAAUCUAGACCAAUGGCUGCACGGGGAUGUUGGACCUGUGAGUCCUAUGACUUGGGAUAUCCGGAUGAAAAUUUUACUAGGCACAGCAAAAGGACUGGCUUAUCUUCACGAGGGUCUUGAACCAAAAGUUGUUCACCGAGAUGUGAAAUCAAGCAACAUACUCAUCGACCGCCAAUGGAACGCCAAGGUUUCUGAUUUCGGUCUUGCUAAGCUUCUGGAUUCUGACCACAGUUUUGUCACGACUCGAGUCAUGGGGACGUUUGGUUAUGUUGCACCCGAGUACGCUUGCACCGGAAUGCUGAAUGAGAGGAGUGACGUGUAUAGCUUUGGGAUACUCAUCAUGGAAAUAAUCAGCGGGAGAAAUCCCGUUGAUUAUAGCAGACCAAAAGAAGAGGUUAACUUAAUUGAAUGGUUAAAAGAUAUGGUUGGCAGUCGAAGAUCCGAGGAAGUAGUUGAUCCUAAGCUUUCCGAGAAGCCGUCUUUAAAGGCUCUCAAACGAGCUUUGUUGAUUGCUCUUCGAUGUGUUGAUCCUGAUUCCUCAAAAAGGCCUAAAAUGGGACAUGUGAUCCACAUGCUUGAAGCUGACGACGUCCUAUUUCGCGAGGAUCGAAGGAACGCCGGAGAAUCUUCUCGUUCUCAACGUAACUAUCAACGAGACCACAAUGGUUUGAGUAUAGAUAAAAAUCAGAUAGGUGGAGAGAUCACUGAUCAAAGUGAAGAUGAUAGUAGUAGUAGAAGUCACCAUGAGCCUACUAGGUGGAGAAGAUGAUAGCCAAGUGUAUUCUUUUUUAUUCUUGAAAUAGUUUCCCAAUAUUUAUUAUACCUUAUUGAGGAAACAUUCAAUCAUUUUUUCCUCCCUCAUUUGUAAUCUUGUACUAUACUCUAUGGUUCAUUAUAAUAAAAAAAAAACAUAAUUAUUGAUCUCAAAGUUUAUAAGUAAAAAAAUAGUAUAAGCAUUAUAAUGAUGAAUUCAAUUUUCUAUCCUAUAUUGGCAUUGCAUUUUGGUCCCAU
This is a messenger RNA of Vicia villosa (hairy vetch), 1875 nucleotides long. RefSeq names its product probable serine/threonine-protein kinase At1g01540. Gene Ontology annotation, biological process: protein phosphorylation. Bases 167 to 1633 code for a protein of 488 amino acids. The transcript is spliced from 7 exons. Gene Ontology annotation, molecular function: ATP binding; protein kinase activity. Lineage: Eukaryota; Viridiplantae; Streptophyta; Magnoliopsida; Fabales; Fabaceae. The record is from RefSeq and is a predicted model, not a curated record.